This is a messenger RNA of Dimorphilus gyrociliatus, 4659 nucleotides long. The record is from the annotation of a GenBank genome assembly. Lineage: Eukaryota; Metazoa; Annelida; Polychaeta; Dinophilidae.
AACAGUAGCUGAUAGUUGACGUAUGAAGAUGAAGUGUAUUUUGUUAAAGACUCUAUUAUUUAUCGUCAUUUUCCAUCUAUCUCGCCAAAAUAUCUGUGAAGAAUCUCAACGGUGCGAUUGUACAUAUGAAGGAUGGAAAUUAAACGUCGACUGCUAUGAUUAUGAAGGCGAUUUCCCUUCACUUCCUCUUAAUACGACGUCUUUCUCUCUAACUGAUUCAAAGGUUGAAAAGCUGCCGGAUGACGCCUUUAAGAAUAAUCAUUUCUUGGAGACUGUUACUAUUUCCUAUUCGGUGUUGUAUGAUAUCGAAGAAAGAGCUUUCCGGGAGGCUAAAGCCAUCAAAUCAGUCUCGCUAAUUGGUAAUAAAUUCAAACGUCUUAGAGCAAAUGUGUUUAGAAGAAUAGAUUCUCUUCGUUCCUUGAUUCUUCUGAGAAAUUCUCUUCAUACUAUUGAUUAUGGUUUUCUUGGGGGAAAUUCAAUGAAGUUGGUGAAAAUAGGUUUUAAUCGUUUAACAGAAAUUAGACGAGACAUAUUUAUUGACGCAAUGAUUGAGGAAUUGAUUGUAAUCAACUCAAGCAAGCUGAUAAUGACAAACGGAGAGUUUUUUCAGUGGAUGAGAAAUUCGAUUAAAGUUGUAUCUUUUACGAAUGUUCCCGUCGUUCACCCGGAAAACAGAUUAUCCUUCAAAAAUUUACGCUUGGAUAAGCUAAUAUUGAGAAACGCAGGCCUUAAGGAUUUAAGUAAACUUAAUGGCUUGACCACAAAACACCUAGAUAUAAGCAAUAAUCAGAUUGAUUGGAGUAGUACAAAAUCAUCAAAUUUUAGUAUAGACAGCCUCAGUUGUGAAACUACUGGCUUGAAAGAUCUACAUCUGUUAUCCCUAGCUUUCCCACGUAUUAAAACCCUCUCUGCUGCCUAUAAUAAAAUAGAAUCCAUUCCAAGUCAGGGUUUAGUUGGUUUAUUCCCUUUAAUGACAAAGGUUGAUUUUUCUAAUAAUCUUUUUACGGAACUACACCCAAGAGAUGUAGCAUAUUUAAAAACGGCUAACUUUAACUACUGCAAACUUCGUACAAUAUAUAAUGAACAACAUGGCUUUUCAAAGAAAUUGACAGACAUGCUACAGGACGGACUACAAUUGAAAUUUAACGGAAAUAAAUUCCAUUGUAAUUGCCAACUAAGGUGGCUUUAUGACUAUCUAAAAUCUCAAAGAAGUUAUUCUUUCUUUUCUACUAAAUGUCAAACGCCACAGUUUAGUCAUUUUAUUAAUAUGAAGGAAUCAAAUUUCUCUUGCGUAGCGGCUCAAAUUGUGACUUUCUCAAAGUUUUUGAUAGGGAAAACUUCAGUUAGACUAACUUGUGAAGCAACUGGCGAUCCUUUACCGAUGCUUCAGAUUCAUUUCCGCGAAGACGGUCUUAUAAAAACGGAGAAAAUUACUGUUCGGAAUCCUGAUCCGAAAUUUAAGCGAAAUAGAUUAUCAGUCGUUUACACAAGGGAUAACAGCGUCCAUUCAGACUUGAUCGCUUAUUGUGUUGCUCGGAACGAAAAGGAUACAGUAGAUGCUGUAAUUACCUUAACUUCUCUACUCGGUAUCACAAGAUCUCAGCCAACUCCUACAACUAUGACCAGAAAAUCAAGUACUACCAAGCCAACCACUCUAAAAGCUUCCUCAAAUCCAACAAAAGAGUUUGAGACGACUCCAUCUACCUCUAAAACUGUUGUGAAUACUAAAUCAUUUAGUAAAACCACCCUAACCCCAUCACCGUCCACUACCCCUCUCCCUGAAAGUAGUUCAACAAUGGAUAAUUUUAAGACUACAGUUAACGUUGAAACUACUAGGAGAUCAUCAAAGGGUAGUUCUACUCUUUCAGAACAUCAUACCGAACCAAGAACAACGUCACCGUCAUUGUCAAAAACAACAACAGCAGCAACAACAACAGCAACAACAAAAGCCACAACUACAGCAGCAACAAUGAAAGUAACAGAGGACAGAUCGACAAAAGUAACAAGUGAUUCAAGUAAAACGAAAAAAUCCAGUUUACAAUGGACAACUACACAAAUGCCUUCUUCGUCAAGAGGUGACAAUAAGUCGUCUCAAGAAUCAAAAACUACUAGGAGAUCAUCAAAGGGUAGUUCUACUCUUUCAGAACAUCAUACCGAACCAAGAACAACGUCACCGUCAUUGUCAACAACAACAACAACAAAAGCCACAACCACAGCAGGAACAAUGAAAGUAACAGAGGAAAGAUCGACUAAAGUAACAAGUGAGUCAAGUAAAACGAAAAAAUCCAGUUUACAAUGGACAACUACACAAAUGCCUUCUUCGUCAAGGGGUGACAAUGAGUCGUCUCAAGAACCAAAAAAAUCCACUGAGUCAACCACUAGCGCCUCCCCCAUCUCUACUACACUUACCAAUGCCGUUUCAACAAGCACUAAAGCGCCAUCUAUCGAAGAAAGUCUAACAAAAAUAAAAGUAACAAUUAUUGAAAAGGGAAAUUCCAAAGUUUCUUUAACGUGUAAAAGUAAUUUAAACGAAAAAUUAACUUUACAACUAUUUACUUCCAAAAACAAAAGUCAAGAAUUUACAAUAGUCGAUGAGCAAUUCUCAAUUAGAACUGAUAAUUCUAAUCAAAUAUCCUUCUAUAUUGGCAAUCCUUCAGAUGACGAUACGCCAGCCCUAGCAUCGCUAAACGAAGAUUGUCCAACAAUCUGUAAUUGUCGAGAUCAAAGUAUUACUUGUCCAGCUAGCGAUGAAAAUAUUAUGGAAAUACCAAAACUAUCAGCUAAUUCACAAUUUACAAAGUUGUUUAUUAAUAAAGGUAAUUUGGAAGUAUUAGACUCUUCAUCAUUUCAAGGAUAUGAUAAUUUUGAGGAAAUUCUACUUUCGAAUUGUAAUUUAAAAACAUUACAUAAAAAUACUUUUUCAAAGAUGAGAAAUCUAAAAUCUAUUAGUAUUUGGAACAACGAUGAACUUCAAUCAAUUCCGGAAGGUAUAUUCUUAAACAAUCGCGAACUACAGUACAUUUCAAUGUCUACAAAUGGUAUUCAAGAACUGCCUAGAAAUUUUGUAAGAGGUCUCCACUUAAUAACCGUUGACCUUCGUUCAUUACAGUUGAAAUCUCUUCAUCAUAGUGUAUUUUCCAAUUCAACAAUGAGGAAUUUAUUCCUCAGUAACAACAGAAAAUUAUCUGAUUGGGAUCCGUCAGAAGUAGUUAUGCAUUUGAAUGUCAGUCAUCUAGCCAUUAAUUCAAUACCUAUGGCAAAAUUACAGCAUAGUUUAGAUUUUUCAACAUUACAAGCAAUGGAAAGAUUAGAUAUGUCUAAUACUGAAAUAUCUCAACUAAAAUUCCUAGAUGGAGUGAGAACAACUGAUGUUAUAAUAAAUCAUAAUCAUUUUGAAAGUUUACCACUACAUCCACAAAUGGAUUGGACUUUUUUACGAUAUUGUAAUAUUACCAAUUCAAAAUUAAUAAGUAUUGAUCAAUUGCCCAGUAUGCCUAAAAUUCUUCACUUGAAUUUAAAAGAAAAUUCAAUUACCCAUCUAAAUCAAUUGAAUAUUUCAAAAAAAUUUCCCAAUCUGGAAGUACUUAUACUCAGUUCUAAUAAGAUCUCUGUUUUUGAUGCAAAUAUCAUUACUGGUUUUGGAAGUAGGCUGAGAAGUUUAUUCCUUAAUUCAAACUUGUUAAAAACUAUACCAAAGCCAAAUCAACCUAUAGGAGAAAUAUGGCCUGCAAUGAAAUAUUUUGAUUUGAAUGAAAAUAUUUUUACCUGCGAUUGCAACGUUGCUUGGUUUUAUGAGUGGUCAUACGGUAAUGAGAAUAUAAGCGCACCGUAUUGUCUUAUUCAGAUUGAUCAAGUAAGGUUAUUGAAUGAAAUGCCUAGAGAAGGGUUUAACUGUUCACCUAGAGAUAUUAUUUCCUUCAAUUAUACUAUGGACGAUGAGAGAGUAGAUGUCUCCUGUGGAAAUGGGGAUAUUUGUUCAAAUAGUGCGCGAAUCAGUAUAGAAGAUGAAGGCUAUUCUGGAACAAGAAAGACUUCUUCGGAGAGUAGAGGAGCUGCGCUCGUCUCUUACGAAUACACCGAAAAUACAAUAAGACUAAUUAUAAGAUGCGACAUUUCCAAUCCUACCAACGGUACGGGAAUCAUUAGUAAAACUAAGAUCAUUAAUAUUCGAUCCAAGAGUACCGAAGACCCUCAGACUCGAACUACACAAACAUCAAUAAAGACUACAUCACCUCAAAAACAAUCUCUUAACUCUACUGGAGAUUCAACAGACUAUUCAACAAUCUACUUAGCUGUAGGACUCUCGCUUAUCUGCCUUUUUAUUAUUAUACUAGCAGCGUUUGCUAUUAGAAAUUGGAAAAUUGCUAAAAAAUUUCGAAAGCUUCAGAUGGAAUAAAGAAAGUAUAAUCUUUUAGAAUUACUUUGUUUUUUUUUUAUAUUUUUUAUUCUUAUAUUUCAUUAUUAUACGGUAAAUAAAUACAAUUUUUGAAAGUUGCAUUAUAUAAACAAAAGAUACAUGAAUAAUGAUGGAAGAGGGGAGAGGAAAACAAAGAAGACCGUUGUAUAUAGUUGUGUAGAAAAAAAAACUGCAAAUAUUAUAAAAAAAACUAUAUAGGGGAAAAGAGUAAGAUGAAGGUAUAAAGUAUUAAAAAAAAGAAA